Ochotona curzoniae (black-lipped pika) is the source of this 6469-nucleotide messenger RNA. RefSeq names its product cyclin T2 (gene CCNT2). Lineage: Eukaryota; Metazoa; Chordata; Mammalia; Lagomorpha; Ochotonidae. Gene Ontology annotation, biological process: positive regulation of DNA-templated transcription, elongation; regulation of transcription by RNA polymerase II. The coding region runs from base 13 to 2232 and encodes 739 amino acids. Gene Ontology annotation, cellular component: nucleus; cyclin/CDK positive transcription elongation factor complex. Gene Ontology annotation, molecular function: cyclin-dependent protein serine/threonine kinase activator activity. The transcript has 9 exons. The record is from RefSeq and is a predicted model, not a curated record.
GGAGGAAGUGUCAUGGCGUCGGGCCGUGGAGCCUCUUCUCGCUGGUUCUUUACUCGGGAGCAGCUGGAGAACACGCCGAGCCGCCGCUGCGGAGUGGAGGCGGAUAAAGAGCUCUCGUACCGCCAGCAGGCGGCCAACCUCAUCCAGGAAAUGGGACAGCGUCUCAAUGUCUCUCAACUUACCAUAAACACCGCGAUUGUUUAUAUGCACAGGUUUUAUAUGCAUCAUUCUUUCACCAAAUUCAGCCGAAAUAUAAUAUCACCUACUGCAUUAUUUUUGGCUGCAAAAGUAGAAGAACAAGCUCGAAAACUUGAACAUGUUAUCAAAGUAGCACAUGCUUGUCUUCAUCCCCUCGAGCCACUGCUGGAUACUAAAUGUGAGGCUUACCUUCAGCAGACACAAGAACUGGUUUUACUUGAAACCAUAAUGCUACAAACACUAGUGCUUAUCAUUUCAGGUUUUGAGAUCACCAUUGAACACCCACACACAGAUGUGGUGAAAUGUACCCAGUUAGUAAGAGCAAGCAAGGAUUUGGCACAGACAUCCUAUUUCAUGGCUACCAACAGUCUGCAUCUUACAACCUUCUGUCUUCAGUACAAACCAACAGUGAUAGCAUGUGUGUGCAUUCAUUUGGCUUGCAAAUGGUCCAAUUGGGAGAUUCCUGUGUCAACUGAUGGAAAGCAUUGGUGGGAAUAUGUGGAUCCUACUGUCACUCUGGAAUUACUAGAUGAGCUAACACAUGAGUUUCUACAAAUAUUGGAGAAAACGCCUAGUAGAUUGAAGAAGAUUCGAAACUGGAGGGCUGAUCAGGCGGCUAAGAAACCAAAAGUAGAUGGACAAGUAUCAGAGAGACCGCUUCUCAGUUCAUCUUUGGUCCAGAAUUCCAUGUUAGUAGAUAGUGUCACUGGUGUGCCUACCAACCCAACUUUCCAGAAACCGUCUACAUCAGCAUUCCCUGCUCCAGUACCUCUAAAUUCAGGAAAUAUUUCUGUUCAAGACAGCCAUACAUCUGAUAACUUAUCAGUGCUAGCAACAGGAAUGCCAGGUACCUCAUACAGUUUGUCAUCACACCAAGAAUGGCCUCAGCACCAGGAAUCCACAAGAACAGAACAACUCUAUUCACAAAAACAGGAGACAUCUUUGUCUGGUAGCCAGUACAACGUCAACUUCCAGCAGGGACCUACUGUAUCACUACAUUCAGGAUUACAUCACAGACCUGACAAAAUUUCUGAUCAUUCUUCCGUUAAGCAAGAAUAUUCUCAUAAAGCAGGGAGUAGUAAACACCAUGGGCCAAUUUCUGCCACUCCUGGAAUAAUCCCUCAGAAAAUGUCAUUAGAUAAAUACAGAGAAAAACGUAAGCUAGAAACUCUUGAUCUUGAUGUAAGGGAUCAUUAUAUAGCUUCCCAGGUAGAACAGCAGCACAAACAUGGACAGUCCCAGGCAGCCAGCAGCAGUUCUGUAACUUCUCCCAUUAAAAUGAAAAUUCCUAUCACAAAUACUGAAAAGCCUGAAAAGUACAUGGCAGAUAAAAAGGAGAAGAGUGGCUCGCUGAAAUUACGGAUUCCAAUACCACCCACUGAUAAAGGAACAAGUAAAGAAGAACUAAAGAUGAAGAUAAAAGUCUCAUCUUCUGAAAGGCACAGCUCUUCUGAUGAAGGCAGUGGGAAGAGCAAGCAUUCAAGCCCACAUGUUAGCCGAGACCAUAAGGAGAAGCACAAGGAGCACCCUUCCAACCGCCACCAUGUCAGCAGUCACAAGCAUUCCCAUUCCCACAGUGGCAGCAGCAGCAGUGGUGGCAGCAAACACAGUGCUGAUGGAAUCCCACCCACUGUUUUGAGGAGCCCAAUUGGCCUGAGCAGUGAUGGCUAUUCUUCUAGUUCCAGUUCUUCAAGGAAGAAGCUGCAUAUCAAUGAUGCAUCUCACAACCAUCACUCCAAAAUGAGCAAAAGUUCCAAAAGUUCAGGUAGUUCAUCUAGUUCUUCCUCCUCUGUUAAGCAGUAUAUGUCCUCUCACAACUCUGUUUUUAACCAUCCCUUACCCCCUCCUCCCCCUGUCACAUACCAGGUGGGCUACGGACAUCUCAGCACGCUCGUGAAACUGGACAAGAAGCCAGUGGAGACCCACGGUCCUGAUGGCAAUCACGAGUACAGUACAAACAGCCAGCAUAUGGACUACAAAGAUACAUUCGACAUGCUGGACUCGCUGCUAAGUGCCCAAGGAAUGAACAUGUAAUCAUUUGUUUAGGUCACUUUUUCUUUACUUUUUUUAAUUUAAAAAUUGUUGGAAUGGAAAAAUUCCUCCUGAUCUAGCAGUGGUAACACCUGCUGUUUCUGCCACUGCUUCAAUAUUUGUAAGUGCUGCUUUAUUCUUCAUUCUGAAAAGAAGAGAUUAUAGUAAACAAGUUUUUAUCUCCACAUAAUGAUAGUGUUAUAAAUACUGCAAAAGCAUGGAAGGUGCAAAACUCAAUAUUUCUACAGUUGCAGCUGAGAACAUUAGGAUGAAUGGCUGGCUGCUUCUAGGGAUAUAAGCUGCCUCAAGCAUUUGUUAUUUAUAAUUUGAAUACUGUAUAGCUAUUUUUUGUUGUUGCUUGGCUUUUGAAUGAGUGUAAAUUGUUUUUCUUUUGUGUAUUUAUAUUUGUAUGUAUGAUUUGCAUGUUUCAAUGAUAAAGGGAUAAAACAGUAUACUGACAACUGUUUACAAGAAAGUGGAGAAAAAUGUACAUACAUUUUUGUAUGUUUAGAUAUUACCAUAAAUACUCAGGAUUGGAGCUGCUUGUAAGUAUAACAAUAUACAGAAUAACUUUAUUUUCUCUUGUCAGAGUCCAUCACUAAUCUAAAACAAAGGUGGCACUUUUUUAUGUUAACCUUAAACUCUAGGCCUUACCGGAAGCCACUGAAGGGGGACACUUCACUACCGGAUGGGUGUACAGUGCCAAGCAUGGGAUGGUCAGUUACACUGUCGGGCAUGAAACUUUUGCCUUCAGAGGUUCUGACCAGAUUGGCCACUGAAAUAACCCCUAAUUUUCUGAAGGCUUGAAGAGGAAAAAAAGUUUACAUACUCUUGAUGUGAAGUGCAUUUAAAUGUUUGUUGGCUUGUUGCAGUACUAUAAAACAGAGCUGUUAAUAAUGGUUGUGUGAAUUACUGUGAUUUGAAAACUAAAUUCACAAAGAUUUAUUUACAUAGUGAAAGAGUUAGUUUUUUUCUUAAAGAACUUUAACACUACAUAUUUUAUUACCAGUAAACAGGGAUCACUUUUCCUUUAACAUUCAGAAUGACACCAUAUUCUUAAAUAUAUUCCUCUCUUGAAGUGUGUUUGUGUGUGAUGCCAUAUUUCUUUUUCAGGUAAAUGCAGUCUUCCAUACAAAAAUGAAAUUAAACCUAUGCUCUCUCAGUUCUUUUAUAUUCUAACAAUAAAUAAAAAGAAAAGAUCACUGUGCAUUGUACCUGUAUUUGUAGCUUAAUGUUAUUAUCAGGAAGCUCUGUUAAAAAUGAUCAGCCUCCAGACAAACCGCUGGUGGAGGUUUUACAUUUGUUUGCACAUCUCAGAAUAUUCCUGUUGAUGUAAAGUUUGCACAGUCAUCUGACUUCUGAUCAAACUAUAGAUGUGUUUGAAUUUGGCUUAAGCAAACCAGUAACACAGCUCUUGCUUAAUCAGUUAAUCUUGACUUUAUUCUGUGGUAAAUCUUGGAGCUGUUGAGUAUUGUUGAGAUGGGUUGGAUUCAACCUCUGUUGAACUAAAAACUGUCUUAAUUUUCUUUUGUGUGUAUAUGAAUUAUUUUUGUUACAAAGCCACUGUUACGUGCACAAUUGUAAUUUUACUCAUGUGUUGUGGUUGUAAAUAUUGAAAGUUGAAUCUUGUGCUUUAUUUCAUUUAGUAAUUGCCUAUUUUGCUGGUAGCUUUAUUAUUUUUUUUUUUUUUUUAAGAAAACUGUUCAUUGUUUUGUCAAUGUUAUUUGAACUUGAUACUAGGAGCCUCUUUCUAGGGCCUUUUGCCUAGCUAGCAUGUCUUAACAUUGGUUCUUGUCUUGCAUAACUUUAGUAAUCUGUCUAUAUGUAACCUUAUUGCUCUGUAUGGCAUAAUCCUGUAUCCACAAACAUGGUAAUUUUGAUGCAGUUCUUUUACAGUGGUACAUAAUCCAAGGACUAGUGUAGAAUUAAGCUGAGUACAAGAUUGGGGGGGCGGGGGCAGGGGUUUGUUCUUGGUAAUUUAGAUGUGAAAUCUCCACAGAGCUAUCAUGUGAAAUGAUAUAGGGCGGUUGUGCUACUGUAUAAUUGGGGAUAAUACCAGGAAUUUUAAUAAGAUUUUGUAAAGAGUAUCCAGAAAAGUAGUGAACUUAUUUUCAGUAUGACAUAGAAAAACAAUGUGAAUAUUUAAGGUCUGUGACUAUAGUUAAACUUCACUAAGAAUUUGCAGAAUUGUUUUGAGAUGUGGGAAUAAAGGUAAUUUUGUUGAAUCUUUAUUGGUGCUAAUGAUGGACAGUUAAAAAGUAGCUAGUGUAUAUUGUUAUGGGUCAGUACUUAUUAGUACUUCCAAAAUUGAAAUGCUAUGUAUUCACUUUUCACUCUGUAAAUGUACUUCUUUACACUUAACUUUAUUUAUUAAAGGGCAGCCAGUUCUAAUUUUUACAGGAUUGUGUGAGCUGUUCAAACUCUUUAACCUCUGAACAGGAUAUUAAGCUUCCAGAACCACAAUGGGGGUAAAUAUGGAGAUUGAAAUUUCAUUUCCAUUAAAGGAAAAUUCUUAUUCAUAUUACCAUGAAUUUGCUUUAACCAUCUCAUUCGCACGAAAUCGUUAAUCUGCCUCGUCCCAGUAGGCUCUACCAAAGAAAAAGACUCAGAUGAAUGAACACUGUUAAUGUGAGUCUUCUUAUAAGUAGCCAUAAAUAAACCAAAAUAGUGUCAUCAGAUUUAGGGAUGAAAUUCAGUAUGUGCAAAGUACUGUUAAGGUGAUACAUUUUGAUGAGAUUUUUAAAAAAAAUAUUAAAAAGCAUUAAACAUCCAAUAAAAGAGUGACUCAUUUUUAAGUUGUGCUUUCCCAGGAUUGCGGACUUAUUGCCUUUAUGCAGGAAAUAUGCCACAGACGGGCUUUAUCUACUUCUACCGUUUUAAACCAAGUUUUCUGAUACUUAGCUCUUAGGCCCCUUUAAAUAUUUUCCUUAGCUACUUUAAAAUACAUUUUUAGAACCAAAGCAAGGGGUGUUUGUUCACAGAAACAUUCUCAGAGACCUGCAUUUUUAAAAAGCAGCAGUGUCCUUUAGUGGAAAAACCCUGCAGAGUGUCCAAGUUGGAAGUAUUUUAAGUUCCUAAAAGUCACACUGUCAGCCCUGUGUUUGUCUUUGGGAGUGGUCACCUGUGCAUCUUGCUCUUGUAUGUAUGCAGAUUAAUUUUGGUUCAAGUUCUUGGGUUUUCAGUCAGUUGAAGAAAUUUUCUAAUUAUGGUUUCUUCAGGCAGCUUAUAUAACUUUGUAGUAAUUUGGAAAAUACCCUCCUUUUGAACUAAGGCAAUGACUAAUUGACACCUGCUUCAGAAAACCAAUUUGAAAUGCUUUUGUUAUCCUUGUCAGAAAAUAAGGUUUCAAACACAUUUUUAUAUUUGAAAAUUUUAAUUGGCAAUUUAAAUUCCUUAGCCAACCUUAGAAAUAAACCACUGCAUUUAUGUUAAUAUUAACACACUUCUGUCAGUCUACCUGGUUGGUUAGCUAUUUCAGGAUUUUUGCAUUUGUUGUGAAAAUAAGGGCAGUGGGUUGUGUUGAGGGUUUUUUUUUUUUUUUAAGCUCAGUGACAACUAUAAAAAAGACACUGCUGUUCCUGAAUGAGCUCACCUUUUUCAACUUGUGUCUAAAAGUAGUGCUUUUAACCUGCUGCUUAAAUUUGUGAUUCUUGGGGUGUCUUUGUUGAGAAGAUAGACAGUUCUUAUGACAGAGAAUAUUUGAUCCAGUAUUUUUCUUAGUUUGGCAGUCUUAGGAGGCUUUCUUGAAAGGCAGUAGGAUUUGUUAAGUCCAAGUUUAUCCAAAUGAAUUAGCAAAUUACAGUCUCCUAGAGACUGGAAUUAACCAAGUUCAACACUCAUGCCCGUUAGUGCUAACGCUGAUUCUGUUACAUUGAAAAGCAGCAUACUCUGUCCUCGCAUUCUGAGAGUAUCAAGUUCCAAGGCUCAGAGCUUUGAUCAUAUCUCAAAUCAGCAAAUAAUUUCAUUGCUGUAGCUAAGGUAAGCCAAAUCAGCAGUUUGCAAAGAAACAUGCGUCUUGCCAGUGAGGCUCAAUUGAGCUCAAGUGUUCUAGCCCUGAGAGCAGGGUUUCAGUUUUUCACUCCACAGUGUCAGUUUGGGCCCAGCCAGCUUUUACCUGUGACUUCCCCUUUUCUGUCCUGUUAUCCACCAUCAUCUGCUUUGCCUGACAAGCAGGUUAGUAAGCAAGGUACAUUGAAGGUUGCACGGCUGGGAGUAGAUUUGUUGUGAUGAAGGCAACUUA